AUGUUAAAUGGACCAAGUGGAGAAGAGAAACGCAAUAAGAUUCGUUGCUGUCGCUUACAUGGUGAAGCAAAUAGCGCUCCAUUAGAAACUUUUCUUGAGGAAUGGAGAAAGUUGCAAGAUUACACACUUAACAUAUUCAAUGCAAACGAAGCUGAACUCUUUUUUCGUAUGGCAUCUAAUCAAACUCUUGCAUCAGCUCCUACUUCAGGUACCAAACUGGAUAGGACUCGCAUUACUGUUCUUUUAGCAACAAAUGCUAUUGGUACUCAAAUCUCAAACCACUUAAAUAAAAUUAACGUCAAUGCACAAGCUUGGAAUUUAGUAAAAGCAGAACCAAUUGUCAAUUGUUGGCGAAAAACUGGAAUUUCACCAACUGUUAAUGAAAAUGGCGAUGAUAAAAUGAUUCCAACGGAACAGCCAACAACUGAUGCUGAAAUUAUACAAUUAAUUUUGGAAGAAGGAAAUGAAAAAAACUGA
Messenger RNA from Rhizophagus irregularis DAOM 181602=DAOM 197198, 477 nucleotides. The record is from RefSeq and is a predicted model, not a curated record. NCBI's taxonomy places the organism in Eukaryota, Fungi, Glomeromycota, Glomeromycetes, Glomerales, Glomeraceae.